ACAUGACUGGUAGUACCCAAGGGGGAAAUAACGAGCCGGCGGCAGGGAGCCCCGAGUACGAACUCGUCAAUCUUAGACGCGAGAGCUAAGCCUAAGCAAGGCAGAUGGCUGAGUUGCAGAAUACGAUUAACCAACUCAUAGGUCAACUAAUGGCCACCCCGAACGAGAGACCACUCAAGAAGCCGAAAAUGGCAACCCCAGAAAAGUACGAUGGAAGUCGCACCAAGUUGCGGACAUUCCUUACCAACAUCGACUUGUAUUGUGAAUUCAACGAAGUACCCAACGACUAGAAAAAGAUCCUCAUGGCCAGCACCC
This is a messenger RNA of Bipolaris sorokiniana ND90Pr, 315 nucleotides long. RefSeq lists its product as uncharacterized. Bases 105 to 290 code for a protein of 61 amino acids. Lineage: Eukaryota; Fungi; Ascomycota; Dothideomycetes; Pleosporales; Pleosporaceae. The record is from RefSeq and is a predicted model, not a curated record. The transcript has a single exon.